AUGUUGAGAGGUUCAAUAAAGACAACCUCAUUGUUAAAAUAUAAUUCAGUCAAUUUUCUAAGGAAUACUGGAACAAGAAUGUCACUGUCUACUAAAACCACAAACGGCACAGCUGCUACUACUGAUUAUGGUUCUUCUUCUGAUGAACAACCUCAAGUACUGUUCACUGUUAGAGAUACUGCGAGAGUAGUCACCUUGAAUAGACCUCAAAAAUUAAAUGCUUUGAACACAAACAUGUGUUCGAUGAUGUUUAAUACACUAAAUGAAUAUUCUAAAUCAGAUAUGAUUAAUUUAGUUAUAUUGAAAUCUUCCAAUGGGAAACGAUCUUUCUGUGCAGGUGGAGAUGUUGCAACUGUAGCUUCAUGGAAUUUGGCUAAAGAAUAUAAGAAAUCCGUCGAGUUUUUUCAACAUGAGUAUUCUUUGAAUUUCCAACUUGCAACGUUUAACAAACCAAUCAUUUCAAUAAUGGAUGGUAUUACAAUGGGUGGCGGUGUAGGAUUAUCAAUUCAUACACCAUUCCGUAUUGCAACGGAGUAUACCAAAUGGGCUAUGCCAGAAAUGGAUAUUGGAUUCUUCCCCGAUGUUGGUGUUACAUUUGCAUUACCCAGAGUUAUCACCAUUUGUAAUAACAAAUCUCAAAUGGCAAUGUAUUUGUGUUUAACGGGUGAUGUUUUAAAUGGUGAAGACGCAUACACAUUAGGUUUAGCAUCGCAUUAUGUUACACAUGAGAACUUAGCAAAUCUUGAAAGAAGGCUGGGUGAAAUUACAGAAGUGGAUGUUUUCCGUAGAAGUGAUAAAUAUAUUAAUAAACAGGAUAAAGGUGACAAAUUGAUGAAUAUUAUUAAUAAUUCUAUCAAGGAAUAUAGCUAUCAAUUACCAAAUAAUUAUAAGUUUAGAUAUUCUGAUGCACAACUUGAAGUUAUUGAGAAAUGUUUCGAUGUCACAAAAGUACAGAACAUCAAUGAUGUAAUUCGUAAUUUAGCAUCAUAUGAAGGUUCUAUUGGCGCUAAGAAUUUUGCCCUUGAAAUAAAGGAUAAACUGACCAAAAAAUCAUUUACUUCCAUGAACCUAGUUAUUAGAUUAUUACAGGAUAAUUCUAAAGACCAUAUCGAGUCAUCGAUAAGGAGAGACUUAUAUACAGCAGCUAACAUGUGUCAUAAUAACGUAGAUGGACUGUCAGAAUUCUCAGAAGCAACUAAUCAUAAAUUGAAUUUGAAAAAUAGAGAGGCUUAUCCUUGGAAGAACAACUCAAAAACAAUUUUAUCUACCCAAGUUACUUCAUUGACAUCUCCAAAACCAUCGAUUCCGUUAUCUCUAUUGAAGAAUAGUGUGGAUGUCACUUGGAACAAUUAUCCAUUCCACGGUAAAUACCAAUUGCCGACCGAAAGCUUUAUUAGAAAUUUGAUUUCUAAAAACGACUUCACUAAGGAAUCAUUAAUUCAAUAUUUCAUGAACAAUAAUUCAUUCACUAAAGAUAAAGUUGGAGUGAGACAUAUUUGUAAUAACAUCAUCAGAAGGAAAUGUAAGCCAACUGGAGAAAGUUCACUACUGAAAUGGAUUGAUUAA
Molecule: messenger RNA, 1566 nt
Organism: Maudiozyma saulgeensis
Lineage: Eukaryota; Fungi; Ascomycota; Saccharomycetes; Saccharomycetales; Saccharomycetaceae
Source: the annotation of a GenBank genome assembly